Messenger RNA from Ziziphus jujuba (common jujube), 573 nucleotides. RefSeq names its product receptor-like protein 33. NCBI's taxonomy places the organism in Eukaryota, Viridiplantae, Streptophyta, Magnoliopsida, Rosales, Rhamnaceae. The transcript has a single exon. The record is from RefSeq and is a predicted model, not a curated record. Gene Ontology annotation, molecular function: protein binding. Bases 1 to 573 code for a protein of 190 amino acids.
AUGAAUAAGGGACAACAGAUGAAAUUUAGGCCUACCCCAGCAGUGUUAACAUCCAUUGACCUCUCAAACAACAAAUUUGAUGGAGAAAUUCCAAGUAGCACCUGCAAUCUGCUUCCUUUGGUUGUGUUAAACUUGUCCAGCAAUAGUUUCACAGGGUCCAUCCCGUCGUGUUUUGGAAACAUGAGGGAGCUUGAAUCACUGGAUCUUUCGAAAAACAAGCCGUUUGGCAGCAUCCCUGGACAGUUGACAAGUCUCACAUUUCUUGAGUAUUUAAAUCUCUCUGACAAUCAACUCACAGGUCCAAUACCGCGUGGAACACAGUUGGAUACAUUUUCAGAUUCAUCAUUUCUGGACAAUCCAGGACUAUGUGGUUUUCAAUUGUCAAAGAAAUGUGAAGAAAGUAUUGACAGUAAAGAAAAUGUAUGUGAAGAUGGUUUUAGUUUGAAAGUUGUAGGUAUGGGAUAUGGAUUUGGACUAGUAGUUGGACUGAUCAUGGGACAUGUCACACUCUCAGGAAGAUGGAAAUGGAUCUUGAGAAAAUUUACAGAACAUAAAUCUAUGGAUGAAUUUUGA